This is a messenger RNA of Girardinichthys multiradiatus, 8121 nucleotides long. RefSeq names its product CTAGE family, member 5 (gene mia2). Bases 100 to 7323 code for a protein of 2407 amino acids. Gene Ontology annotation, molecular function: protein binding. Gene Ontology annotation, biological process: endoplasmic reticulum to Golgi vesicle-mediated transport; protein secretion; vesicle cargo loading. Gene Ontology annotation, cellular component: endoplasmic reticulum membrane; endoplasmic reticulum exit site. The transcript has 28 exons. The record is from RefSeq and is a predicted model, not a curated record. NCBI's taxonomy places the organism in Eukaryota, Metazoa, Chordata, Actinopteri, Cyprinodontiformes, Goodeidae.
GCAGCUGCAAAGAGGCAAUGUCCACUUGCCAGCUUAACUGUUACUUCAACCCUACUAUGGAGAUUUUCAUCUGACACAAAACUUUAAAACCUGAAAAAUAUGGAAGCCAGUCUCUGGAUUGUAUCUUUUUUGAUUUUUCCAUACUUAAAUCUGGGAUCGUUGUCUGACUACAAGAUCUGUGGAGAUCCUGGAUGCGAAAGUCCAAUGAGCAGAGUGCAGGCUAUAAAGAACCACAAAGGAAAGGACUGCAGAUUCCUGAACUUCAGACGAGGAGACACAAUUUUUGUGUACCACAAACUUACAGGAAAACGAGAAGACCUCUGGGCAGGCACUAUUGACAAACAAUUUGGCUACUUCCCAAAGGAUGCAGUGGAAGAGGAAGACGUUUUUGCAACAAUGAGGAAAGUGGUGGAGACUCAGAAAUCUGAUUUCUUCUGUAUGGAUGAGUCUGGAUAUCCUAUUGACACAAAUCAUCUGGACACUGAUGAGGAUGAUGAUCAUAACUUCCAGGAGCCAGAAUCCAUCCAAAUCACCCCACAUUCUCAUGACACAAAUGCUCAAGAUUCUUUUAUGUCUACUGAAUCUACGGUAAAAGAAAGAGAAGACGAAGAUGGAAACAAAGAUCUCAUCUAUGCAGCCAAGCGUGUCGAGGAUGAACCUAAGACUUCAGCCUCUCCAGAAGAACAAGGUGGGUCACCCUCCUCCUCCUGGCUACGUUCAUCUGUGACAGAAUGGUUAGGUCUUGCUAAAGAAGAGCAGUCAGGUGAAUCGGAACAAGGAGAGAGGGAAGAUGAAAGGGAGGAGACUAAAUCAGAAGCUUCACUCACAUCUUCUGUGACGGGGUGGCUGGGCUUUGGAGGAGAAGGACAACAUGACAAUGAUGAAGAUAGUUUGAAAAUUAGGGAAUAUUCCUUUACCUCAUCAAUGACAGGCUGGCUUGGUUUCGGGGAGGAGAAGAAAACUAUCACUGUAGAAAAUGAGGAAAUUGAAGAAACAGGUGACGAGAAAGAGCCUACAGAGACAUUUAGGAGUAGGAGGAUGUCUCUGGACCUGGAAGGCAGCAAAUUACAGGAAGAGGAGAAGGAGGACAUGGGAACGUUGGGAUGGCUGGGCAGUGAGUUGUCAAGCAGGCUGGGGUUUGGUUCAAGUGCUCAGGAUUCAGGAGGAGAAGGUGAGGGAGUGAAGGAACAGCCUGCAUCUAGUUCUUGGAUGGAGAUGAGAAUUGGGGGGUUUUGGGGCAGUAAUACUGAAGCUGAUGGUAGUAAAGGAAGUGUUAUUAGCGAGACAGAAAAGGACCAAACAUUAGAACAACCGUCCAGAUCAGAAAACGUGGUUAUCAGUCAAGCACUAGCCUCAUUUUCAGAAGAAAUAAAAGCUCAAACCAAAAAGGAAUCAGAAAUGAAAGAAAUUGUAAAUGUCCCAUCUACACUUCAAGGCAGUGCUGAAAGUGGGGAUGCUAUAGAUCAUAAUAUAGAUAAUACAGACACAAAGCAAGUAAAUGUUUUAGAUAUUAAUACUGAGAUUGAGGUUUUCAACAAAGGUGUUUCGAUUCAUAACUCUUCCCUAAAAGAUAAUACAGGGGACAACAGGCCAAUUGAAAAUGUGGGUGAAAAUAAUAUCAGGGGUCAACGAUUCAGUCAAAAUGGUGAGUUUACUGAACAACCAGAAAUCAGUUUGGACAGUGACCACAGUUUAAAGGAAUUAGAUUCAAACUCCAUGGAGCAACUUGAAGGUAGUGUGGAGAAAGAUGAAAACCAUCAUAUCCAAACCAAGGCUCCAGGAAGUUUGAAGGAGGAAGGGGGUGAAGUAACAAACCAGGUUCAUAAGUUGGAAGAAUCCGCCCUAAUGUCAGAAAACAGUCCAGUUAGUGGCGAUGAUAAUAAAGGAAAGCUAUUUAACGAAGUGACAGGUUUAUCUCAACAAGAAAUACUGAAAGAAGAAUCACUUGAGGAGACUCAAGUUAGUGAUGACCAGGAGGGGAGCAAUGAGCAGGGCCAGGUUGUCUUUUCGUCUCUUGAAACAGAGAUCCUUCAGGGUGAGUUAGGACUGCAGCAAGAAACCCAACCCAUGGAAGCCAGCUCUCAGGAUGAUGGAGCAUCACUUUCUGGAAACACUGAAAGUCUGUAUGACAAUGUCUCAGAGGACGAUGGAGGAAAAAUCUCCUCAAAUGAAACCACACCAGGCAUCAAUAAAACCCCAGGGUUUCCACAUAUGGAAAACAAGGUAAUGCAAAGAGAGAGUGAUGCUGAUCAGUUUGAGGAAACUGUGAAAGAUCAGAAUGAACUAACUGAGAAGGAGAAAUCUUCUUUUGAGGAAGAAGCUCGGGAUGAAAGUAAACUAAAAUUAACAGUAGGUUCUGAAAGAGAAACUGAAUCACCAGAGGGGUUAAAGGAAGAUGUAACAAAGAUGAAAAAGGAAGAUGUAAAGGAGGUGAAAGAGCUGAUCAAGGAAUUGAAGCAAGAGGGACAGCAAAGGAAAUUGGAGGACAUACAUAAAAAUGAAAUAGAGAAGGAAGAAGAGAUGGUAAAUGUUUCUAGAGAUGGCAGGGGGUUAAGAAAAGAAAGGCAGAAGGAGGCGGAGGAGCUAGAGGAGGGAGAGAAAAUGGAAACCGCAUUACUAAAGAAUGAGCAAGCCAAAAUGAUAAGGUUAAAGGAAUCAGAGGAGCCAAAUGAAAAAGAGCAGGAGGAGAAGAUGGCAGAAGUUUCUGGUGAGAGCUUAAGUGACAAGGAGAUGGAGUUAAUAGGAGAAAGGGAGAAGGAUCCAAAGAAGUUAAAUGAGAAAGACAAACAUGUAGAGGAGCUACUAGAGCAUGGAAAUCAGAUCAGAGUGGAAGAGUUAAAGGAAUCUGAGGAGCAAAAUGUAAAAGAGGAGAAGGCAGACGUUUCUGGGGGGAAAGAAGUGGAGAUGGAGUUGAAAGAAGAAAGGCAGAAAAAGAUAGAGGAGCUAAAGGAGGACACAGAAUUACCAGAGCAUGAGCAAGCCAGAGUGGAAAGGUUAAAGGAAUCAGGGGAGCCAAAUAAAAAAGAGCAGAAGGAGGAGAAGAUGGGAGAAGUUUCUGGUGAGAGCUUAAGUGACAAGGAGAUGGAGAUAAGAGGAGAAAGGCAGAAGGAUGCAAAGAAGUUAAAUGAGAAAGACAAACAUGUAGAGGAGCUACUUGAGCAUGGAAAUCAGAUCAGAGUGGAAGAGUUAAAGGAAUCUGAGAAGCAAAACAAAAAAGAGGAGAAGGCAGAAGUUUCUUGGGAGAGGGAGGAGACAGAGUUACAAAAAGAAAUGGAGAAAGAGUUAGAGGACCAAAAAGACGAAGAGAACCAGGAAACAGAAUUACUAGAACAUGAGCAGGGUACAUUGGAAAGGUUAGAGGAAUUUGAGGAGCCAAAUGGAAAAAAGAAGGGGGGGAAGGAGAAGAAAACAGGAGUUUUUGGGGAGAGCAACAAGGAAGAGGGAAAAGAGUUCAGAGAACAAGAACAGAAAGAGGACGAUGAUUCAAAAGAGAAAAUGGUAAAAGAGUUUGUCAAGUAUGAAAAUCGGGUCAGAGUAGAAGAGUUAAAGGCAUAUGAGGAGCAAAAUAAAGAAGAGAAAAAGGAAAAUGAAGAACAGGUUCAGGAGGGACAGCUAGAAGAUAACAAGACUGACAUCUGGAGGCCCGAGUUUGAAGAUUUUGAGAAAGAGCCGGUUGAUAAUUCCAGCUUGGCUUCUUUGGUCCCUGAAACCAACACAGAGAUCCAAAGGGAGGAAGAGGAGAAGGAAGUAGAGAAACAGAAGAAAAAUGAGCUUGAUAAAGAAAAAGAACACGUGAUGAAGGGAGUGGAGGUAAAUAAUAUUGAUGUAGGUGGGUCUGAGGAUGGAGAAUGGACUGGAAAGCUAAAUGAUGAUGGCAACUGGAAGGAAGACAGUGAUAACAGUAAUUUUGAAGAAGAAAUCAGAAAAACUGAUGCUACAAAAACUGGUAAUGAAUUUCACAGAGACAGAGGAGAAGACAAAACGUAUCACUCUGCUGAAAGUCAAGUUCAGAUAUCUGAACAAACAAAGUCCACACAUCCACCUCAAGGAACAGAGAGUGAAAGUAAAGGAGAUCUCGGUCUUUUCAAAAACACCCUUGGAUUUUUCUCCCAAAUGCCCAUCCCUGUGAUGACCGAGUCUAUACAGUCUGAUCAGAAUUUCCAAACAAAUUCACCAGAGACAUCACAGCCUUGUAGGUCUUUCUCUCCAGAACUAGAUUCCUCCACAGAUUCACUUCACCCUGAAGCAACACACACAGCCUUUCCCCCAGAGCAGCUGCAGCCUCAUCCUAUUUCUGCUAAAAACCUCAACUACAACGAUCCUUCGGUCACAGAAGCACCUUCCAAAACAAAAACCCUCAACAAACAUUAUAAAAAUCUUCACCACCACAUGAAUGCAGGCGAGGUGGUUAUUUUACAGGACCUCUUUGGCCGACACAAGCUGCAGUUUUUAGAUUACAUUUUGACAAGUUUAGACGCCAUGACUGCAGAAGAAGAUCAAUCAAUACUGUCUGAUAUAGAGAGACUUCUGCAACAUCACAUGGAGAUGCUGGAUGCUCCCAGUAUGAGCAUCACUGAUGUACCACAGGAGGACAAACAAAGGACCAGUGCAAUUUCUGCACUUCAGAAGCUGGGAACGUUAUUGAAAACAGUGAAGGAGACUAUCAGCACAGGAAUAUCAGAUGUCAGUAAUCAUCAAGCGGGGCACAGUUCAAGCCAAACCAAAGAUGAGGAAGAUAAUUCCCAACCAUUGUCUUUACGUGAAGAUGAUGGUGGCAACGUUAAAGACUGGAAUUAUGUGGAAGAGGAAAGAAGAGAUACAGGAAGUAAAGACAAGAUGGCAUCCCUCCAUCACACUCAGCCAGGAUCACAACAGAAAGGGUUAAUCAAGCCAACUCUGGAAUUCAUUCAUCGGGUAGCAGAGGACUCCAUUAUUUAUACUCAUGCAGUAAUGGAGAUACUUGUUUGGAUUAUUGUGCAGGCUGUAUCAUUACUGCCUGAUGAUAUGAGGCCAGGGCCAGACCUGUACGGUAUACCAUGGGAACCAAUAAUCUUCACUGGCCUGAUGGGGCUGGUCACAUUCCUGUUGUUCACCUGUAGAUGUUAUAGAUCUAUUAAGAGCAGGCUAUAUCAAAGAAAUGAACACAGGAUGGCUGAACAAGUUGCACAGCUGCUGGAUGAAAAGUGUAAAGUCCUCGAGACUCUCAGUCAGUGUCAACAAGAGUAUGAUGACCUGGAGAACUUACUCAGGGACAGUGGCGUUCUGGCUCAGACUCAAAAAUCAGAACAUUUGGAGGUUCAAGCCAGUCAGUUGGAGCAGACUAAAAAGCAGCUGGGAACAGAUCUUGAACAUCUGAAGGAUCAGCUGGCCCAGCAGCAAGAACGUAGAAAGGAGCAAGAAAGGAAGAUAACUCUGCUGGAGGAAAGCAUGAAGGCAUGUGAAGAAGAAACCAAAGAGCUCCAUUCAAAGGAAGAGCAGGCACAAACAACUCUGAAGAUAUACAGCAUGAGCAGCGAUAGACUACAGAGGAACCUGGAAAUGGCAGAAGAGGAGAACACUGUUCUACAGGAGAGCAACUGUCAGCUGAAGCAGGAGGUGGAGGGAUGGGCAGAAAGAGUGAGUGAGCUGGAGGCAGAGAUGCGGAGAUGCGAGGUCGCCCACAGCGCAAUGAUGCAGGAUGUGGCCAUCAAAGAUGAACGUAUAACGUCUUUGACGGACCGGCUGCUCCGAAUGAAAUGCUGGGAUUCAGACCUAGAGGAUGAGGAGGGAGGAGAAAAGGAGACUACCAAUGGGUCAUCGGGAAAAGAAGAGGACACACAUCUGCAGAAAGUCCAAAACCUCAUUUUCGCUGCUAAGCUGAAUGCUGACCUCAAAUCAGUGGAUGAAGAUAAGGACAGAGUGUUUGCAAAGCUGAAUGAUGAAAUCAAAGCAAAAGAAGACCUGCAAGUGAGCAUUGAGGAGAUGGAGAAAGAGAAGUUAUCCCUAGAGUCUGACAGUGAGAAUUACACGGAUCAGGUCGAGCGGAUACAGCAGAAACUGCAAAUCAUGACAGAAAUGUACCAGGAGAACGAACUCAAGCUGCACAGAAUGCUGACUGUGGAGGAGAAGGAGCGUCACCAGAAGGAGGAGAAGCUGAGUAAAGCUGAUAAAAACAUUGAGAUGGCGAUGGAAGAACUGAAUAACUACAGAAAACGGGCAGAAGAGAUGGAGGAAGAGCUGGAGAAAACAAAACAGUCGUAUCAGACUCAGAUUUCAGCCCAUGAGAAGAAAGCUCAUAAUAACUGGUUGGCGUUCCGGUCAGCAGAGAGAGAACUGGGAGACAUCAGACGAGAGAACGCCCUCAUCAGACAAAAACUCACAGAUACUCAGUUUAAACUGGACUCCCUUGAUAAAGAUCCAUACGCCUUGAACAACCUGGCUCGACCGCUGCCUUUCCGAGCUGAAAGGUCACCUUAUGCGCCUUCUCCUCUGGGUCGACCCUCUUCUGAAACAAGACCUUUCCUCUCUCCUCCAACAUUAAUGGAUGGGCCUGGUAGACUGUCUCCCAGAGUAUCUCGUGGUCCAGGGGAGCCCCCAAGUGGCCAAGCAGAGAUGGAGCGCGGUGGAGGUCCGCAUUCAGACAGCGGUUCAAUCUCUCCUACAUGGGAGAGAGAUCGUAGGGGUCCCCCGCCAGGAGCUCCUGGGCCUCUAGGACCCCCAGGCUACAUGUUUCCAGAACCAGGAGGUCCCAUGUUCAGGAGACCACCACCUCCUCCAGGGGUUUUGGGACCUUUGCCUCCUCCUGGGGCCCUCCUACCUGGCACUAUGCCACCUAGAGGUCUCCCCCUGGGACCUCCUCACCCUCUAGACAUGGCAGACGGCUCGUUCAGAGAAAACCGUCUUGGACCUGGUGACCCGGACCACAGAGAGUCUGGUCCUGGUGGUCAGAGGACUCCCCCUGAACUGGAUCCAAGGAUGGGUGGCCCUCUUCCACCUGGACACCCAGGGAUUCCUAUAGAUGGCCCCUAUCCUCGUAGAGCCCUAUAUGGACCCCCUCACCAUCCUGAUUUCUACCCACCCAGGAUACCAGGGGGUCCUCCCAUGAGGCCCAUGUGGUCUCCCCACCCUCCAGGAAUGAUUCUUCCUCCUCGCUUCUCUCCUGUUGGACCUUUUCCUCCCACCCCUAAUCCCAACAUCCCCUAUGGCCCCCGCAUGGCACUGCCUCCUUCCAACAAUCUUCCUCCUUCUUCCAUAGGCCCUCCUCCUCCUCAUCAGCAGUCCCUACCUUCACCACCUCACAGGCAGUCACCAGAGAACAGACCUUCUCCUGAAAAUGCCAUCUGACUCUGGCAUUUUCCAUAAGGAUGCAUUUCUGGUUAAGCUCAGUAGCAGAUGAAAGAAAGGUGGAGUUCCCUUUCUUCUGCACCAUCUAUUUAUUGACCAGGAGGGAUAUUUAAUAAUUGGUGUUUGUAGAGCAGAAACAUCAAUCAAGGCUGAUUUUUCACUGUAGGACUGCUUCAGUUCUGUUUCUCACAAGUAAAACCUUAAUUCUCCACCCUGUAAUCCAGACACAGGUUCAUUUAAAAUCAACAGCUUGGUUGUUGAUUAACUGCUACCUGUGUGGGAUAAAGCUGUCGCACUAGCGAGGAACACUGUUAACUGGAUCUUAUGUUGAAUUGCAUGUUGACAGUUUGACAUUGGUCUGCAGUUCAGGUCAAUGACAGAAGGAAAAAUAAAUGAACACAGCUUAUUGUGGCAGAACUACAUUUUUAUGCCUGAAUUUGUCAUUUUUUCCACAUUAGUGUUUUUAAAAUGCUCUCUCUUAACAUUUCUAUAACUUUCAAUAUGAUUUUCUUUAAAACAGUCAUUUCAACUUAUAUGAUCUUCUUCCUCAGAGGUCAAAUGACUGUUUUCUUAAAAUUUGAUCAAACUUCUCCGACUUCCCUUUGAAAUACAGCAACUUUCCAAGAGCAGUGAUAUAACGGUGCUUCUGACCCCGUUACAGUGACCUACAAAUCAAAACUUUGACUCCAAGUCAAAUGGACUGACUGGGAGAGAAGCUAAGUCGUAGCUACAGUUGUUAGCUUUGUGAAUUUUGUAAAGUGAUUAUUUGAUAGAUGAAUAAAGACUUUUAAAACUUGA